This is a messenger RNA of Acomys russatus (golden spiny mouse), 384 nucleotides long. Its product is annotated as DNA repair protein SWI5 homolog. The record is from RefSeq and is a predicted model, not a curated record. Lineage: Eukaryota; Metazoa; Chordata; Mammalia; Rodentia; Muridae. Gene Ontology annotation, cellular component: Swi5-Swi2 complex; Swi5-Sfr1 complex. The transcript is spliced from 2 exons. Gene Ontology annotation, biological process: double-strand break repair via homologous recombination.
AUGGACAAGACUUGGACACGGGCUGAGUUGGCUGCCACGCUCUGCCAUGAUAGGGGUUCAAGAGGACUGAGUCAGAAUUGCUAUGCACCCUUCCAAUCACCGCGGCCAUCUCCCAAGUCUGAAGAGGCUGAUGAGGUGAGCGAGGAGUCUUUGAAGGCUGACAUUCAGAAACUGAAGGAGAAGCAAGACAUGCUGGACAAGGAGAUCUCCCAGCUAGUACCAGAGGGCUACCAUGUGAUUGAACUGGCGGACCACAUGGCCCUCCUCCAUUAGUACAAUGACGUCAAGGAUGUAGCCCAAAUGCUACUAGGCAAGCUGGCUGUGACCCGAGGUGUCACCACCAAGGAGCUAUAUCCAGAUUUUGAUCUAGACCUGAGUGGCUGA